UUAAUAUGACAUUCCAGUUUAAUUCAAUUAAAAUAAUAAUACAUAUUUUGAUGUAAUUAUGCAUAUUUUGUUUCACACAAAAAGUCAAAUGCUUUUGGGAAUAUUUCAAAUAUGCGCGAGCUGAUCUGCUGAUGUCGAUGAAAUUAUUAGAGUAGAUCGAGGAAGCAUCUGAGCCGGAACAAUUUGUGAUCUAAGAGUUAUUUGAAAGUGAAUCACGGAAAUGACGAUGUGUAAAAUGAAAUAAAACCGUAACUUAAAAAUUUUAAUACUAUAAAAGUGUGCUUAUUUGUCUAGUGAACGGUAACACUUAAUAAUAACUGGAAUUAUACAGAAAUGUGAUUGUGCUUAAAAAAUAAAGUUAUAUUUACUGAAAUGGCUACCUGGGUGUGGUUGGCUGCUUUAUUCUGCGGAUGUCAAGCCGCAGUGUUGCCACCACCUUGGGCUGAUGUGAGAAGGAAUCCUUGCGCUGCUCAUCCGAGAGGAUGGUUGAUGCUGUAUUGGCCAUCGGAUGGAAAAUGUUAUACUAUAUACAAGAAAGGACAUCCGUGUCCAGACACUCAAGAGCUGAGUCCAGGGCGCCUGGGUGGUCGGACGGUGGCAGAGUGCAAAUGCCCGCCAGGUACCGCACAGCUCCCACACACCAAAACUUGCCACAAGCUGUUCCAACGUGGUCCUUGCCGGCACGGAGAAUACUUCGCUCCUGUAGAAGAGUCUUUUAACAUGCGAGGUGAACGUCAAGGUAUGUGCGUGAGGCCACAGCAGUGCGCGGACAAGACCUUGCUCUAUUGGCCGCCUGAUGGGCGUUGUUACUAUAGACUAACCCAGGGCCCAUGUUACCCUGGAACUAUAUUGGAUUUGGGAGAUGAUGGCCUUGCUAAUUGCACCUGCGCACCAGAUAGUUCGCACUACUGGCGAGCAGAUGGCGGAUGCUAUGCGCACUACUCUAAAGGGCCUUGUGAGCGAGGCCAGCUGUUCCUACCUGGUGCCAGGUGUGGCUGUGAAGCUCACCUACCGCAUUAUCAUAAUGCCACUCAAGGAUGUUAUGAACUUGAUUCGCUUGGUCCUUGUCCUAAAGGCCAUGUCUUUGUCAUAUCCGAAGUUACCGGUAAUGGGUCACGUGCCGAAUGCAAGUGUAAAAACUUCCACGCUCGCGCGGAUGACGGAGCUUGCUAUCGACUUUACACAAGGGGCCCGUGCGGUCAAGAUGAAAUGAUCUCUAGAGGAGGACGUUGUGUUAAGGUGCCAUGUGGGCGCGGUCGGCUGUACGUGCCGGAGCGGCGGCGCUGCUACCGGGCCGGCGCCGCGGAGCCUUGUCGCGUGGGCGAACAUCUCGCCUUCGACUUCGACGCUCGCCCUGCACUGGACGGACUGAGCCACAAUGGCGUUUGUGUCUGCGGAGCUACUGGCCAGCCUUGUAAUCGACGGGAGGUUGCAGCGUGUUCUGCUCGCAAAGGUGCAGUCGUGUUCAAUGGAGCAUGCCAUAUACAGCACACGCAAGGGCCUUGCUCUAAAAACUCGUGGCUCGUUAAAGACAGUAAAGAGCAAGUCACUUGUCAAUGUAGACCUGAUGUCAGUGACUGUUCCACUAAAUUAACAAACAGUUGACAAAAACAUGUAUUAUAUAAUGUGCCUUAAAUUGUUCAGAAAUAAUGUUGGAUUUCGGCUUUGACGAUAAAUUUCGUUUGAAGAUUUCUUUGUUCGCAUGACAAUGGACCUGGCAUGAAGCAUGUUAUUUACAAGCCGAAUAUAAUACGAAGAAAAAUUUGGUACAGACGAAACGGUAAACAUUUUAAUUAUAAUAUUUAAAGAGUGGGUGGGAGGGGAGGAUAUUAUUUAUGGUAAUAUGUGUUGCAAUAAAAAUGUUUGUAGUGCAUAUAUUAUGUAGCAUAAUAUCUGUAUACUUCUAGUUGACGUGAAACAUAAACAUUGUGAAACUUUGUUUUACAUUGAUAUCUUGAAUAAACAUACACUACUGUAAAAAGCCAAGCUGGAGUUCACUAAGAUCAAACCAACCAAUCAACUACAAAGAACACAAAGCAAAUUUAAAAUUGAUGACAUUUUUUUUAGUGGUUUGUGAUCUUUAGCAUUUCUCGCUUUAAUAUUAUUCUCUGCUAUGAGACAGGGCCAAUGUGACAACGCAUGUAGCGUCAUAUUUAUGGCCCGUCCCCUGGAUAGCAGUGUCAGUCCAUCAGGUCUUUUUCCAUUAUCGCGACUAUCGAAAUUCAAUAAGAGCAGAAACGUUAACGUCGGCAAGAUCCCUAUUUUUUUAAUAUAAAACGUAUUUUAUAUACGUUUUAUUACAUAAGCCGUGGAUUAAAAAAUAUAUAAAAUAACAAACUUUUUCUGUUGCAAUUUUGUUACAAUUGUCAGUUUUAUAUUAUAUUUAGUAUGCUAAAAUUGUGGACAAAAUUUCAACUGAAUUCGUUGAAUGCAACUGUUAAAAAAAUAUUUUUAAUACUUGACCUACACAUACUAAAUAGAUAGAAUUAUCACGAAGAAAGGAUUAUAUAAUUAACUUUAGGAACUUUGUAUGAAUUUUUCUCGUACGAAGCUAAGACAGGCAGCUCGUUCAAAUGUCUUCGGAACAGUUAAUGCAUUUGAAUAAUGUAAAUAACGCUUAUUUAUAGACUUCAGAGAAAUUCAAUGUUUGUAUAAAGUAUUCAUCUAUUUUGGUACGAUCCAAUGUUUGAAUACCACAUUACCGACGUUAUUUAAGAAAGUUAUUUGUAACUGGAGGUUUUGAUCUCGAAUAGUUUAUUAAGAAUACAAAUGUAUUUAUUAUAUUCUAUUUACAAAUAUAAGUAAAGCCCUAUUUCGUAUUAA
Vanessa tameamea is the source of this 2823-nucleotide messenger RNA. RefSeq lists its product as uncharacterized. The coding region runs from base 373 to 1605 and encodes 410 amino acids. The transcript has 8 exons. NCBI's taxonomy places the organism in Eukaryota, Metazoa, Arthropoda, Insecta, Lepidoptera, Nymphalidae. The record is from RefSeq and is a predicted model, not a curated record.